AUGUCCGCCACUCCAACCGCCAAUUCGGCGCCUACCCAGGCGCGAAAAGUGAAGUUCGUGGCUUCUGAUCCCAACCGUGGAGGGUUGCCGGUGAAGCGCAAACAGGUCCAGCAGGCCUGCGCUGCAUGUCGACGCAAGAAGCGACGCUGCAUACAUGCCGACGAUUCUCAAGCUCAUACUUACGAUGAAUCCCUCUCAGAGGACCAUAGAGGACAGGACUCGUCACCGUCACAGGCAUCGCCAUCCACAGGCCCCCCAGCCUCGACGCCGCGGAUGAGGCCUGUAACUGGGACGCAUGAGAAUGGCAUCUCAAAUGCUUCACAUAUUCCGCACACUUCGCAUAUCGCACAACCGCCUUAUUCAAAUCAUCAGACCCUCGCUACUACCCCGUCGCGAAACGAUGAUCUCCAGCAGAGGUCUUCUCGCUUUGUGGGAGACCUCAACCCCGAGGGUAUGUUUUUGGAGGCCACCGCUUCGGUAUCGGCCAGAGCCUCCUCUCAAAAAGGAGACGUCGGUAUCUGGCUGUCCUCUGGUGCCUUUGGAAGCAACGGACAGUCUUCUCAAUUUAUAACUUCUCGGCCUCCUCCCAUUAUGGACCAGUUCUUGCUCCCUUUUGUUCGGGAACACUGCUUAUCCUGCCUGCCACCGCCUGAAGACUUUGCACGGCUAAAAACCGUGUAUAUUCAAAAAGUCCAUCCUAUAUUUCCCGUCAUUCCCAUCACAGACAUUGACAACAACGUUGAUCAUCCGUGCAAUAUAGUCUUGCGUCAAUUGGUAUGCCUUGCGGCGGCCGCUGAUCCAGAGCUCACAGAGCAUUUUCGGCUGCAGAACCGCGGGCCAGGUUUAUUGUCACCUCAAGACUUUUCCCAGUCACUGUCCUCGUCUGUAAGAGCGAUCCUAGAAACGAGCAUUAUCACAGAUCGAGUCUUGCAUAUCCAGGGAUUGAUAAUGCUCUCCUUAUAUACCCAACCAACUUGCGCCGAGGAGUCUGAUCUACCAGCCCAGCUUGGAGGUCGCGCCAUUCACCAUAUACAGACGCUCGGUUUACAUUUGCUGCGAUAUGAUGCGCCAAACUGUGAUGAUCUAGAAAAUUUGUUCUGCUGCGUAUGGGCUUUGGAUCGUAUCAACGCCGCCGAGUAUGGCCGGCCGUGCCUAAUUCACGAGCGUGACAUCGGCGCUGAUUUGGAGGCCUGCAUCAGGAAGCGGCCGCCUUGUUUCCGACUGUUCCUAUCCGUUGUUCAGUGGCUGGACCAGGUAGUCGAAUUGUACCGCCCAGGACCGAGUGCAGAGGCGUCUGGGCUAGAAAAGAUUGCGUAUAUCGAUCUCCCUGUCCUGGAGGCCAUGAUCGUCAACGCAGACGCACUCAAAGUCCCGUCUUCUUUGAUUGCAACUAUCGAAACAUUCUACCAUGCCGUCAUUAUUCUCUCUUGCAGAUUGCCGCGCCCCGGAACCGUACCAGCUGCCUCAACUCUGCCACCGCCAUCCGCAAACGCCCGAAGAUCUCUCGCAGCUGAGCGUAUAGCCUGUGCUGUACCCAGAGACCAUCUGAGCCCGAUGCCUUUUAUUCCAUAUGCGGUUUCGCUAGCUUUAAGUGUGGAGUACAGAAAGAUGAGACACAGUCGACUUCCGAUGUUCCGAGCCAGGGCCAUGAGUUCAUUCAAACGGAACUGUGAAAUGCUACGGAAGUAUGGUGAUCAUUUCUGGAGUGCAAAUGUAGUUGCCGGACUGGGUGAACGCGUUCUUAAGGAAAUGGAGCGUGCUGCUACGAGUUUGACGACCAAAGACGCCAGCCCUGUGCCUCUAGAUCCCAGGUCUAGAUCGACAUCUGCAGGUCUGCAGGGCCAAAUGAUGCGACAGACCGACAUGCCUCUUGGUAACACGGCUGGUGGUAUCACAUCUGCGCUGGGCAUGGAUAAUCCCGUCGAUUUUUCACUCAUUGACGCCAUUUCUGGUCAGGACGUCUUUGGACACAUUGAUCCUAAUUUUAACUUGGACGCCGUGGAAGAUGCAUUAGAGGCGAAUUUAGACAUUGGUCUACCCCUUAACUGGGGCGACUGGGGCCAAUUCGCCACUGGUUAA
This is a messenger RNA of Pochonia chlamydosporia 170, 2079 nucleotides long. RefSeq names its product fungal specific transcription factor. Gene Ontology annotation, biological process: DNA-templated transcription. The record is from RefSeq and is a predicted model, not a curated record. Lineage: Eukaryota; Fungi; Ascomycota; Sordariomycetes; Hypocreales; Clavicipitaceae. The coding region runs from base 1 to 2079 and encodes 692 amino acids. The transcript has 4 exons. Gene Ontology annotation, molecular function: zinc ion binding; DNA binding.